Messenger RNA from Rhinolophus ferrumequinum (greater horseshoe bat), 4990 nucleotides. RefSeq names its product pleckstrin homology like domain family B member 3 (gene PHLDB3). Lineage: Eukaryota; Metazoa; Chordata; Mammalia; Chiroptera; Rhinolophidae. The coding region runs from base 206 to 2083 and encodes 625 amino acids. The record is from RefSeq and is a predicted model, not a curated record. The transcript has 15 exons.
CCACCUGUCUCGGAGGCAGAAACGACAGCGCCCUGAGCUCAGAGGGAAGCGAGCCACAGCCUGAGCGGGGCCCGCCUCCUGGAGCACUCCUCGCAUCUGAGCGUUCCGACGGAGCGCUCAGGCCUCCCGGGCCACGCCCCCACGCUGUCAGGCCACGCCUCAGGAACUCCAGGGCCCGCCCACCCUGCAGGAGCGCGUCGCCGACAUGGGGACCCCUAGCUGCCCCGACGAGGGGAUCCCACCGCCGCCAGUCCCAGAAUGUGACGCGGAGGUUCAGCCCCAAGGGGCUGCCCAGCCCCGGGAGCACACCGAAGACCUUGGCGGGCAGGAGGCGCCCGAGGCCCCGGCAGAGCUUCCGAGCGGCGGAGGAGCUGAGCAGCAGGCGGAAGAAGAGGAAGAAGUGGGAGAAGGCAGCAGCACCGAGAGCAGCCGCGACACGGGGGAGGCCCCGCCUCCCGAACAGAUCCCAGCCACGCCCCCCACACCCACGCAGUCUAGGGACCGGGUGAGAGGCGCGGCGCAGCGGCUUCGAGGGCAGCAGCUGGAGGCAUUGACUCGGGUGGCCCUAAUGGAGCAGCGAGUGAAGGAGCUACAGCGCCAGAGGAAGGAGCUGAGGAUCGAGAUGGAGGUGGAGGUGGCCCUGCUGAGGGGUGAGCUGGCUGGGGAGCGAGUGGCCGCCCGGCGUGAGGAGGAACAACUUCGGGAGCUGCUGAGGCAGCAGGUGGACACAGAGCAGAGGGGCCGUGAGCAGCGGGAACAGGAGCAGAGGCGGCUGAGCCAGGAACGGGAUCGCGUGGAGCGUCUUCGCCAGAGACUCCAGGAGGCCCAGGGGCAGCUCAACUCACAGCCAGAGGACCAGCAUGAGCGGCUUCUGCAGGGUGUGCAAGAGAUGAAGGAGCAGCUGGAUGUGGCCCAGCGUUCCUAUGAGGACCUGGAGUUCCAGCAACUGGAGCGAGAGAGCCGGCGGGAGGAGGAGGAUCGGGACAGCCAAGGGGCUCGGGCGCUGGACGCCAAGAUCCAAGAGCUUCAGGCCAGUGUGGCACAGCACAGGCGCCGGACCCAGGUCUUGGAAGAACAGCUUAAGUCGCUGGGGGAACAGAUGGCAGCUGAGAGCCGGGGGCUGAGCCGGAAGAAGGAGGAGGCCCUUCAGGCCCUGACGCAGGAACGGAGCCGACUGCUCGAGCUUAAUUGCCUUGAGGGAAGCUCUGACGGAGACUUCUCUGAGCCCAACCAGGCCCUCACUAAGCUCCUGUUCACCCAGAAGACAGACCGCCAGUUGCUGGUGCUCCAGGACCCCACCGCCCACACUGCCGCCUCCACCUCUUCCUGCCUCUUCUCAGUUCACAGCUCCCUGCAGGGCUCCAUCGGCCUCCAGAGGACUGGAAGCCUGUCCCGGAAAAGGGGAGAGAGACUGAGCCAGAGGGGAUCUCCCCGACCUCUGUCCCUCCAUUGUACUGGACCCCUGGAGGCCUCUGCCCUCCCACCAGCAGCUGAAGACUCGGGGAGACACCCCCUCUAUCAGCUGCUGAACUGUGGCUCCGGGAAUAGCUGUGGAGUCCUCCACCCAGAUAUCGCACGCAUGGAACGGCUCCUGCAGCAAGCCAUGGCGGAGCGGGAGAGGCUUCUGAAGGCCAGGGCCCCGCCCACACCCGUGCCCCCACCCCGCCCUCCUGGCCCUCGGGUCCUGGAUCUCAGGCAGCACCUGGAACGCUGGGGCCACAACCCGGAAAACUGCCCGCACGUCCAGGUGUCCGGUGUCUGCUGCCGCGGGCCCCUAGUGAAGAUGGGCGGCCGCAUCAAGACCUGGAGGAAGCGGUGGUUCUGCUUUGACCGCCAGGCGCGCCGCCUGGCCUACUAUGCGGACAAAGAAGAGACCAAGCUCAAAGGCGUCAUCUACUUCCAGGCUAUUGAGGAAGUCUAUUACGACCACCUACGCUGUGCCUUCAAGAGCCCCAGUCCUCGCCUGACGUUCUGCGUCAAAACCUAUGAACGCCUUUUCUACAUGGUGGCACCGAGCCCGGAAGCCAUGCGAAUUUGGAUGGUCGUCAUCGUGACCGCGGCUGACGAAAACCACGCCCCCUGAGCGGCCCCACCCUUAUGGCCCCGCCCACUGCCGGAAAGCCUGGGCCCGCCCCUUUGGAACUUUGGAAUUCUGCAGGAGCUGCGGCUCGGCUGGCCUGAGCCGCCUUCAGCGCUGCAGGUGCCUUCCUCUGACUGGAAGCCAGCCCCUGGCGCCCUACUCAGGAGGAAGAUUGCGAGGGCGGGAAGGAACUAUUUAUUGGUGCUCCUGUGAUACCGAAUUAAACAUGGAGGAAAAACUGGUUGCUGUGGUUUGCAGCCCAGGAGGCCCGGGCUCCUUUGCUUUUAGGCAGGACUCCGAGUUAUGGGUAACGCAGAGAGCCAAGCUUCCCACAGCCGAUUCUUCCCUUCUUAAUGGAGGCUUUCGACUCUAAGGUCACAGCUGGGAGGGGUGGAGGGAGGUAUGUGUCCUUAACCUUUGGCAAUUUUGUUUUUUUAGUUUGUGGGCCCACCUGCUUCCAUCCUUUUUGAUUUGACUGGGCUCUUGGCAAUUUCUAGGAGCUCCUAGGCUCCUGCUUUCCAGGCCUUGGCACAUGUUAUUCCCUCCGUCCUGCCCUUAAGCAGCUAGCCCCUCAUUCUUUAGUUGGGAAGCCCUUCCUGACUCCCAUGGCUGAGUCAGGCACGCCACCGUUGAGCUCCCCUGUCCCAUCCCUGCACACCCUGGGUCAUCACUGGUGAUGGAUCUGCCCUUAUAGACUGGAAGCUUCAUGAGGGCAGGGCCAGGGAUGUCCUGGUCACUGCUUUGUCUCCAGCACCACAGGACACUUCAUUCCGUGAAAGUGGAAAACAAAAAAAAGGCUUCCCUUUCACCUCUCAGGUUUUGUACAUACUGUUCCCUUUGCAUAGGUACCUUUCCCUACUUCACCAACUCCCACUCAUCAUUUAGGUCUUAGGUAUUUCCUUCUCCAGGAAGCCUUCCCUGAUUCUCCUGGCUGAGUCUGAUGCUUCCUCUGGGCUUCCCAUCCCAUCCUGGGAUUGACUGCUCAUCACUGCUGAUGAGUGUCUUGUACACAGGGACUGGGGCUGUCUCUGUCACUACUGAGUCCUUGACUCACAGCAAAGGGCCUAGGGCAAACUGGGUGUUGAGGGAAAGUCUGAUGGUUGAAUAAAUUGAGGAGGAAAAGAUGUUGAAGACAGGACAGUGGGGACCAAGGCAGGCAUAGAACUCUUCACCCAAGGUGUCCCCUCCUUCAAGAAGCUCUCCCUGCUCCGUAGGCUGGGUCAGGUGCCUAUUUGGGGAUUCUGCAGUGCCCUGGGCUCCCCUACUACCGCCCUGACUCUAAGCUGUCACUGUGGAGACAUGUCUUUUCUUUUCGCCUCAAACUUCUGGAACGGGACACUCAGUUCCUCUGGUUUCCAUCUCCUCAAGACCUAGGUGUCCUGUCUGUCUUGUUCCAGGAUUCCUUGAAGAUCCAGAUGUGCUGCUCCCGAGUCCUGGGAUUGCAGACACUAGUCCCCAGGCCCUCAGGGACCCCAGGUGUCCCUUGACCUCUACCUCCAGGUGACCUCUACCCCCAGGUGACCUCUAUCUCCAUCUGCCUUUUUGGAUCAAUUUCCCCAGCUGCUCUGCAAACUGAGCUCUUACUGGGGCCAGCUUCGUGGCAUGUGACCAGUGUAGUUGACAGGUCCCUGUGCUCAGAAGACCCCUCUGGAUUUAAUGCUCUGUGUCACCAUCUGGAAAUUCUUAGUUUUGUUUUUGAAUUUGUGUUUUGUAAGUGAAGUCUGAAGGGACGUGGAACAUGAGCUGGGGGUACCUUACGCAAGUUCCCACAUCCCUGGGACAGGUUCUGUCUGCUUCCCCUCCCCAACCCGCCCUGUGACCACUACCAACCUCUAGCUGUGGCAGGGCCUGAAGCGCAGGGUCAGGCACUUACUACCUCAUGGCAUCUCUGGGUGGGGCAUGGCGGUGGACAGCUGGUGGAAGGGGAACCCAGAAACCAGGUUGCUUUAGCUGUGGGGCAAGGUCUCUAGACACCUGUGAGGGUCUGUGAUCACCCCACGAGUAUCCCUCUGCCCAAGGGAACGUGGCAUUAAGCACCAUGUGGGGUUGAGAGAGAUGGCGGAAGAAAACAUGCAGUUCUAUUUUAGUAUUUUAACAGCACUCUUUCCUGCCUUUUGAACUGGAUUCCCAUAAUUUUCAUUUUGCACGGAGCCCUGCAAAUUAUGUAGCUGGCACGGCUCCUGACCCCACCCCUUCUCUGACACAUCCUAGACAGUAUAUCCCAGAAGGUGUGGAUCUGAGAUAGGCUGGGAACAUCACGGGGCUAAGAGCCUGCCCUGGCCCAGGGGACAGGAAACCCACAGUGGAUAUGGCCCUAGGCUUGUCUGAGGCCCUGGAGUGACCUUCAGGGCCGGGGACCGCCUCCGCACUGACCCCUCUGCUCAUCUCUGGGGAACCAGAUUCUAAAUCUAUUUGCAGUGACCUCUCCAGAGAGGAGCUGGAAAGAGUUACUGAUCAGGUAUAAGCAGAGGCCCCACAUUCAAAGCUCCCUCUGCUGUUUGGUCCGAGGCCAGGUGGGGGUCAGCGCCCAGAAUCCGGGCAGGCCUGAGCAAGAGGAGACUCCCCACCCUGGGUCCCAUUCCCUCCCAAGACGCUAGUUCUUCUGGUCUAGCUAGUUGGGGUUCCUCCCUGAAACUCUCCCACGCGGCUGGGGCCUGCAGGGCCUCCUGCUUCUGAGCAAACAGUAAUAAUAGUAUUAUUACCCGGCCUCACUCCGUCCCUCAGGAGAUAGGGGUUUUCAGACCCAUUUGGCAAAGGAGGCAGCUGAAGUUCAGAGAGGGAGACACAGUUGUUUGAGGUCAUACAGCAAGAGGAUGGCACAGGCGGGAUUAAAAUUCCAAACUUGAUACUUUGCCCACUGCCUCAUUGCACCAUGAAAGUCACUCCUUCCUUUAUUAUAAAACACACACC